Micromonas commoda is the source of this 1311-nucleotide messenger RNA. RefSeq lists its product with no specific name. Bases 1 to 1311 code for a protein of 436 amino acids. Lineage: Eukaryota; Viridiplantae; Chlorophyta; Mamiellophyceae; Mamiellales; Mamiellaceae. The record is from RefSeq and is a predicted model, not a curated record. The transcript has a single exon.
AUGCGCUCCUCGCGCUCGCUCAGGGCGGCGCUGGUGACCCUCGCGUUCCUCGCCACCUCGAGCGCGCAGGAUCUAAACCUUGGCUCGCUGCGUUACUGCGGCAAGCAGGUGCUGAGCGAGGUGGAUGAUAACCUCAGCGGGGUGUCCGUCGAUCCGAACGACGGCACCCUCGUCGCGGUCGUCAACAAGCCUCCGAUGCUGGUUCGGUACGACCCGUUCGCUUCCACGUCGGGGUGCGCGUUGACAAAACGCGAGGGCAUCGAGGCGUCGGCGUGGGAUUCCGAGGGCGUGACUUUCCUGGGCGCCUCCCACGUGGCCGUGAGCCAGGAGGCGGAUCUGGACGAUCCGAUCCCCGGACAACGAGUCAUCGUGUACGACGCCCGCACGUUCCAGCCGACGGGCGAGGCGUACCAACUCAAGGCCCUGGACGAAGAGCCGGUCAAGCAUAACAGUGGGCUGGAGGGCGUGGCGUACGAUCCGAGCACCGCGACGUUUUUCGUGGCGCGCGAGGGGAAGCACGACGACGGGAAAAUGGCGGUGUACUCCUUCCAGCGGGAACCGACCCUCGCCGCGACGGGCGAGGAAGACCCCGACGUGGACUUCUCGACGGUGUUCCGGGGCAACGACGCGUUCGAUGACGCGGGGGUUUCGAUGACGGACCUCGCGGGGGUGUCCUUCGUGCCGAACCGGGACCCGUCGCUGUUGCUCCUGUCGCAGGAGACCAAGACCGUCGCGUUGCUUCGGCUCGCGUCGAAUCAAAGUACCAACGACGACCCGCCCGUCACCGCCGCCGUCGUCGGGUCGCUCGUCGUCCCAGACGAGGAGGCCAAUCAGCCGGAAGGGGUGGCGUGGGACCACGACAGGCGGCGCCUCUGGGUCGUCGGCGAGCCGAACGAGCUGCUGCUGUGGGCGGAGGACUGCGCGGCUUUUCCGCGGGGGUGCGACGGGGAGGACGACGGUGACGAUGAUGGUGAGGACGACGGGGGUGGGGAGGGCGACGGGGGUGGGGAGGACGACGGGGGAGGGGAGGACGACGGUGACGACCGGGAUGACGGGGGCGGCGAGGAUGACGGGGACGGGGAGGGCGGGGCGGUGCUCGGGGGCGCUCCUCCUCCUCCAAAAAAAGCGGGGUUGGAAAAGGGCGGCGUCUCGGCGGCGGCGUUCGUCGCAGUCAUCGUGGCGGGCGCGGCGGGGUACUUGGCGUAUGCGAGGCGCGAGGCGCUCGCGGAGAGGUGGCGCGAUGUCGUCGGCGGGGGGCGCUCGGGCGGUUUCGAACGCGGGAGGUUCCUCGAGCUCUCGGAGGACGUCUGA